CGCAGCGCUUCGUCAAGACGCGCAGAGAAAUCCCCCUACAAGAUACAGCACGCAACUGCCAACUUUCGUAGAUUUAAAUGUCUCUUUCAUCAACUUUUGGAUAUUUGUUCUUGUGUGGCGCUCCACAUAUUUUGGCUUCGUCUCAGCUUAAGAUCAGAGAGUCGUUUGUAGCAGGGAGGGACGCGCAUCUGUAAGGAUGAAAGCGCCGACAGAAGGAACGCUGCAAAACUGAUCGAUGACUGAAUAUUAGAUUAGUUGGUGAUUAAUUCAUAGCUCUCACACUGAUGACAACUGCAGAAAUGGAUCGACCUCUAUCAAAAUCCGAGCGCAGAAACAUGGACACAUGUUUAAGGAGAUUAAGACAGGAACUGCUCUCUAUGAAGGAGGCCGGUGAUGGACUCCACACUCAGAUGAACUGUUUGAUGGGAGCACUACAAGAACUGAAACUCCUACAGGUUCAAACUGCACUUGAGCAACUAGAGAUCUCAGGAAAGCCUGGCACUAUGGCUCAACCAGCUGUAGAACUACCUAGCCCCAGCCCCAACUCAGACAACCAGAGAAUCAAGCCAAUCAGGACCUCAGUUAAAGAAGAGCAGCUCCCAUCCCAGCAUGCCCAUCGCAGCAACUUGGAGACAUCGCCUUCAUCCUCCAGCCUGGAUAGCGAGAGCAUUACUCUGGCCAGACAAAUCUCAGGAUACACAGCCCUAAAAGUGGAGUACUGCAGCCCAAAGUUGGGCAACCUUUGUGUACAACACCACAAAAACCAGCAGUAUUUGUCUGAACCAGCGCAGCUGGUACCUCCAGCCCAGGUGGUGGACCUUCCUGGAAUCCUAUACAGCCUAUCCCGUGAGGGACCGUCCCUUGACAGUGACUACACAGAGGACAGUAUGGAUGACUCCAGUGACUGGACAUCCUCACUUAUGAGUCAGAGGCGCAAUCGCCAGCCUCUUGUUCUGGGAGACAAUGUCUUUGCUGACCUAGUAGGCAACUGGCUGGACCUUCCCGAUUUAGAAAAAGACUGUCAGGGCCUCAACAGACCAGACUCUCCAGCCCACCCACUCAGACUCAGUCGCUCCCAGGAGCUCUGUAAAAGGUUCUCACUGACCACCAACAUCUUCAAAAAGUUUCUACGUAGCGUACGACCCGAUCGGGAUAAACUGCUGAAGGAGAAGCCUGGAUGGAUGCCACCAGACCACAAUCCUGAGGCUGAACUCUUAAAGAGACCCAAGAAGGCUGACAGCAAAUCCAAGGACAGCUUUUACUUACCAUUCUGGGCAGGAGGACAGCUGGGAAAGGGACGGUCAUGUCCUCAGCCAACAGAGGAGAUGGGUCACUUUCUAGGUCUAAACAUCGACAGCAGUCAAAAAGAUCAUGUAGACAAAGUCAAUACCUUAUUUGACUCUAAUGCAGCUGUUUGGGUUUAGAGGGGUGCAAAUGAAAACGUUUAGUCUUGAACCAGAAAUUGCAUAAGACAUAGCAGUUUUAUUUUAGUUCUCCUAAACUCUUAACAUGACAAUCAUUUGGAACCCUCAGGGUAUGUAAGCAGGUCUUCCUUUUAAAUAAGUAUCUUUAAAGCUGCACUUAAAAUAUUCUAGUAAAAGUUGGAAAAGCAAAGAUGUAUUCCACAGCUAUGCAUUUACAUAUUUCAUCCUCAUAAUGCCAGAUGUUUCUAUAACAAAAAAAUGAUUCCGCUGUAUUGUCACCACUGAUGUUGUCCAGUUUCCCAGCUCUUCAAGUCAAUGUCCAUGUUUAAUGGUUUCUUUGUGAUGUGGUGUGUUUAGUUUCCAAUUAUGAAUCUUACCUUGUAUUUGAGCACAGUGACUUCAGUUACCAGACUGUUGUAUUUUCAGGGAGUUUAGAUUACAUUUAAAAUUAGUCUACAGUUGGCUCAUAGCUCAUAGCUCAUAAAUAUCAAGACAAAUUUGUGUCAACAAAUGUUAGUGUAGCUCCUGCUUAUAUUUUCUCGGAGGUUACAUUAUGCAUGGAACACUGAAAGAGACCUACUAUAUUGUCUAUAAUGCUUUCUGUAAAAAUUAACUUGCUAUCAAGCCAUUUUAAAUCAAACCUAAGCUCCACUAUCAACUUUACAUAGAUAUACAUUGUCCCCAAAAGUAUUUGGACACUUAAGUCACACUCAAUGCAUUAGAUAACAAAAGAUCAAACUAAGUGUCAUCCACAAAUCCAAACUAUUUUUAGCAUUUACUUUUUACUAAGUCGUGUCAAGGUGAUUUUUUUUUUUAUCAGAUUCAUACAAUCAGUUUUAGUUACAGGUAGUUGUGCUAUGAAUCAUAACGGAAUCUCAGCUUCAACUGGCUGCUCUUGGUUCUAAGGACAGGGCUUUCUGUACAGCUCUCUGGAUUCAACUGUAUCAAAGUUAACUGUGAUAGUAGUAAACUUAUGAGGCUUUCAAUUAUAUGAGCAGCAGUACAUCAGAAUGUGCCAGACACUGAAGAAGAGCACUUGGGAAUUGUAUUUAUUGUUGGUCUAAAAUUCUCCAUUAUGAAACAAUUUGCAAGAAUCUAUGUAAAGUUCUCUUUAUUUUUUCCAUUAUUUAUUUUAAUUAGUGAACAAUUAACAGCAUUUUACUGUCAGCAUUUUUCUUUGUAAUAGAUUUAUUAGAUCUGCCAGAAUGGAAAUGUUUUCUUUAGAACUAAACUUUGAUUUAAUAAGUAUAUGGUUUCCAUUUUCUAGCCCAAACAGCAAAACUCAGAACUCACCACAAUACCAUGAUCAUUCUAUAAGAAACGGCAAAUGCACAAAAGUCAUACAAACCUUUACAAAGAGUGUUUUUUGUAUGCAGCCAAAUUUUUUAUUGAGAUGCAAUGAAAUUUUCCAGAUCAGAUUGUAAAGAAAAGCCUAUUUGAGAGUUCACUAUUAAAUAUUUUGUAAAAAAAGAAAAAAACGUACAGUACAGAAAAAAAUAUUUUAUGUUGUUUGUUUUAGUAUUGUAUUGUAUAGAAGAUUGAUUCUGCCAGGUAAUAAAAAAAUGAAAGAGGUAUUUCUGACUUUUAUUUCACAAUUGUGAUUUUAGUUCUCACAAUUUAGAUUUUAUAACUCACAAUUUUGUGAUAGAAACUCGCAAUUGCGUGACAUAAACUAGCAAUUGUUAGCUAUAAAGUCGAAAUUGCAAGAAAUAAAGUCACAAUUGUUAAAAAAAAAAAGUCAGAAAUACCUCUUUUAUUUUAUUACAUGGCAGAAUUCAUCUUCCAUAGCUGUAGGCCUACUGCUGUUUAGAACAAGAGAUGGUAUUCUAUCUCUCGCACAGCCUCGUUGUCAUUCGUAUUAAAAAUCAAAGAUGGUGCUAGUGUGAAUAAGGUCUAGCUGUAACUGUGUAAGGGGUAGCUGUGUAACCUAGAGUAAAUGAAAAUGAAAUGUUCUAUGAAAGUGUUUUUGUUGUGCAUUUUAUUGAAAUGUUGUCUUCCUAUGCGCUUUCUUACAUAAAUAGAUCGAUCUCUAAAGACCAUGGUAAACAAGAAAUUAAUUUAUUAAACUGCACUGACAUGAAACGUUUUAGGUGCCAUUGUUGCUCAAGUGGGCAAUCAAGCCAUAAUCUCAUAUAAUAAAGUUUAUUCAUUGUGGCAGUAAAAAACCAUCACAACUGCCAUUAACAUUAUUGGUUUCUUCAUAAAAUAUAACAUAAUUCACAAUUUUCUUUCCCUGAUAAUGUGUUCCAUGAUGAUAGUGGGUCUUCUCCACUAGUUUGU
Messenger RNA from Xyrauchen texanus (razorback sucker), 3704 nucleotides. Its product is annotated as PAK4-inhibitor INKA2-like. The transcript has 2 exons. Gene Ontology annotation, molecular function: protein serine/threonine kinase inhibitor activity; protein kinase binding. Bases 285 to 1424 code for a protein of 379 amino acids. The record is from RefSeq and is a predicted model, not a curated record. Gene Ontology annotation, cellular component: nucleus. NCBI's taxonomy places the organism in Eukaryota, Metazoa, Chordata, Actinopteri, Cypriniformes, Catostomidae.